Messenger RNA from Naegleria lovaniensis, 507 nucleotides. RefSeq lists its product as uncharacterized. Gene Ontology annotation, cellular component: membrane. The coding region runs from base 1 to 507 and encodes 168 amino acids. Lineage: Eukaryota; Heterolobosea; Eutetramitea; Acrasida; Naegleriidae. The transcript has a single exon. The record is from RefSeq and is a predicted model, not a curated record.
AUGACGUCACAAACACGAUCGAAAUUAUUGAUACUGUUCAUUUCAAUUCUGUGGAUAGGAUUUAUGAGCACUCUUGUAGCUUCGGAACAGCAGACUUCAACAAGCUCACAUACGGAUCAUAAACCAACAGCUACCACACCAAAAGAAAUUUGCGAAACAGUUUCUGAGUGUUUACCAUGUUCCGAGGAAGAUUUAAAAUCUCCUCAUCGAUAUUGUGAGGCUACUAAAUAUUAUCAUGUGGUAGAGUGUAGAACAGAACAUGCUGGUGGAGAUUCAAAAGAAGUUAAAAAGACUACAACACGAGAAAGUUGCAGACCCGAUAUAAUUUAUACACCGUACACUGUACAAAAUUUAAUUCUUUUCGAAUGUUCCUUGUUGGUCAUUAUUGUGCUGAGUGGUAUUUUGUUUUACAGGAGAACUAAAAAGUUAUCUGAAGAGCAAAGUGAGAGAUACAGACGAUUGGUUCAAUCGAGUUCGUUAACUUCGUCAACAACCAGUAAUCGCUAG